Homalodisca vitripennis (glassy-winged sharpshooter) is the source of this 4636-nucleotide messenger RNA. RefSeq lists its product as uncharacterized. Gene Ontology annotation, biological process: regulation of RNA splicing. The transcript has 7 exons. The record is from RefSeq and is a predicted model, not a curated record. Gene Ontology annotation, molecular function: protein binding. The coding region runs from base 411 to 3563 and encodes 1050 amino acids. Lineage: Eukaryota; Metazoa; Arthropoda; Insecta; Hemiptera; Cicadellidae. Gene Ontology annotation, cellular component: nucleus; cytoplasm.
CCCCGAGUGGAGCGCCAGUCCGACCGUGGCCACAGGUGGAGUAGGAGCUGUCAACAGCUGUUUGUAUUCCUCGCCCUCGCGCAGUUGUGUUUAUGUUUGGAUUUUUUAUCAGUGCGGGUCCGUCAAUGAUGUAAGUAGGCUAAGAGAUAUUUUGACGUUCGUCCGGGAAUUGUUGAUUCAGUUCUUUCCAAACACAACUAAUUAACACAUUUCAUCUAUUGACAUUUUUUAAAUUACGUAAAAAUUGCUUAAAACGUGAUUGCUUUAUUUUCAUUCUCCUAUCGCAGUCGACUCGCCGGUCGUUUCCUUGGAGGAAUGCUGGACGCCUGCCUAUGUUGACAUCCGUGUGCGCAGUUCGCCCAAGAAUGUGAGAGUCACUUUCAAAUGGCAAAUAAUUGCUAAGUGCUAAAAUGCCUUUAAGUUCGGUUCUAUUCGGGUUGGCUUCGGUCGUUUCCGUGGUGGCGGCACAAUCCGAAGAAUGUUACUCUGCCGGCGGCGUGUUAGGGGCGAUCCUAGUCACAAUCGUGGCGAUAGUGGCGCUGCUGGUGUUGGCCUACUUUCUGUGGAGGUUCUACUGGAAGGGGAGAAGGGGUAAACAUCUUGUGCUGGUUACGGACCCAGAGAAAGGAGGCGACUACGCCUUUGACAACCCGGGCUUUAAAGAGGGAACUCCGAUUGGGCGAACAGGAACCAAAGAGGAUAGCAACAAGCAGCUGAGAUGGCAGAACUGGGCACCGCUGAGUGGUCUAGCUGUGGCGGGCAAGCCGCGGGCUCUGGACGACUCCUACGUGGGCCAGCCGCUGAUGACAGUGGUGCCGUUGCGAAGCCACGACUUCACAGGGCUUGGCUUCAACAUCUGUGGCAACAUGAGGGAUGGCAUCUUCGUCAAGGACGUUCUCCAUCGGGGACCUGCCUCGGAGUCCGGUCGUAUUGUUCCAGGUGACCGAAUUGAGAGCAUCAGGAUCAGUUUUCGCCACAUGGUGUUUGAGGAUGCCCUUACUAUCCUGAGCUAUGCAUCUCCAUACGAGGUCCAGUUAGAGGUGGAGAACGGUUCAUCGUCACGGCCCGCAACAUUGCUUCGCAACAAGCGAGCCUCUGUCAGUCCUGCGGAGCGUAUCUGCCAUCCCUUCUAUCGAAGCCACUCCAUCUCUGAUCUGAUUAAGAUCAAUAAAACUAACCCUUCCAAAUGGGGAAACGAAUCUUCCAUCGCAGAUCUGAGUAAUGGAGACCUGUCAAAGCCAGCGAUCAUCGAUACAUCUCCGAUCGAAAAAAUGCAGAAGGUUGGUGUAAGAGUUUUACCUCCAACAACGAACUCAGAAACCUUGAGGAUUGAAGCUGAGAAGUCUCAGAAUGCCAGAAACUCUGUAAUUGAAAGUGGUCAAGUAUUGACAGUGAGUAAGAACUCUCCUUCCAGUACACUAACAAAACCUGAAAAAUCACCCUCAAAUACAUUAACCAAAACAAGGAAAUCCCCUAUACCUCUAAUUAAACAUACUAUUAGUGAUUUCGAUGAAAUUGAUUUGUCUGAUAGUCGUGAUGAUAAAAUGAGCCAAGGGGAAGGCACCAGAAAAAACACACCUUCUCCUGGUCUAAAAGAAACAAAUGUAAAAUCUCUAUUGGUGAAAGGAUAUAAUAAUUUGAAAGAAAAACUUCACCAUGCCGGAUUAAAGCUUGAAAAAGAAGGUGAAGAGGAGCCACUGCCAAAACGAAAUGAGGUACCUGAGGAAACUGGAACAGUCGAUUCAAAAGUUGAAACAAUAACAGUAAUAAAAAACCAAGAAAUCUUCGUCGACAAACCUGAGGCAUUUUCUUCUGGUGAAGCCCAAGAUAUACCAGAAGAAGUCCAAAAAGCAGGAAUUGCUGCAAGAAGUAACAGAAAAUCAGUCAUUGAAGAUGGUAAGAGUUGGGAUAGACCAGUUUCUGAUUUAUUUAAAGAUGCUGAUAGAGGCAGGAAGGAUAGUAUCAGUGGGGAAAGCUCUAAUGAAGGAGACAUCGCUAGUCAAAAGAAGAAUAAACGGAAAGCUCCUCCGCCACCACCAACAAAAUCUGAGGAAGAUUUGGAGACACUGAAAGCACCAUCAGAAACUGAUGAAGUCGAUAGCAAAGAUAGUUUGUCAGAGAAGAACAACAGUAUGGAUUCAGUAGAUACAGACUCAGAACAAGGAGAUAAGAGUGGUACUACUAUUGAGCUGAAUUCAUCUCAUAUUACAGUUCAUCACGCUCCUGAUUCUGAAAAAAGUAGAAAAGCAGCAUCACUGGGGGAUUUGUCUAGAAUUGGCAAUGAUCAGCCAAUAGUCGUCCUGGAACGGGCAGUAUCACUGGACCUCGCAGAUGGAACUCCUGGUGGAGGAAAGAAAAGAAAAGCUCCGUUACCUCCUCAAGAAGAAUUCUCAGAUGAUGGUGGAAUGACAUACAGUAAAGAAGCAAGAAUAGAUUCUGCAGUCCAUACAAGAUUAAAACAUUCCUCUGAUUUUGGUAGGCUAGAAGAUGCUGUUCAGUUGAAUGAACAUAUAUCUGAUGAAGAUUCAGACCAAGGAGUGAGUGGUCUCUCGACUCCAGAACCUUCUCUACAAAUGAUGAUCAGUUCAACUCCAAUGAAACAUGAUUUUUUUAUGCCACCUUCUUUUGAAUCACAAGUAAAUACUAGUAAAUCAUCCCCCAGCCCUCCUGUGAGUCCAACCUCUGGACUGAGUGGACCAGCCUCAGGCCUGAGUGGAGUUCACGUCAGUCGCUGCAGCUGGGACCUCAGCGUCCCUGAGACCACGACAGAUCAAUUCGUAACAGCCAUCAAUGGGAACAAUACAGAGGAUGAAGACGACAUACCUCCAGAAUUGCCAACCUCCCCCAUACCGACUUACAUCACUGAAAUUCAAGUGGUCACUGCAAACAAAGAUGGUCCGCAAGGAUUUCUUGAAAAUGGUCAGAGUGAAUUAAUUGGCAGAGAUGACAUAUUUCCAAAAAACAUUCCAGAAAUGUCAUCUUUCAUGACAAACAGCAUCCACAAGCCUUUCUCUACCUUUACUAGCAACCCUUUUAGUGGUUCCACCAGACGAUCUGAGGUGAGUGUUAUCAACUCUAACCAGUCCGAUGACAUGAACUCAUUGCCGAGCUUGGCAAAUCUGUCUGAUACAAUGAUGACAGAGGUAAACCAAGUGUCAUUGAGUCAGCCGAACAGUCUCGAUCCGAUUUUACAAGGUGACCUCUCAAUGACCAUCAAGGAUUUGAGACCACCAGGAACACUGAUAUUCUCUAAUGAAAACAUGUCAGACGAGCAAAUCCUAGCCAUGAAGUCCUCCCCAGAGCCGAUUUUGAUUGACAUUAGUCAAAAUAAAACGACACAAGUUGCCAAACCAGCUAGAAGCAAUGUCAGUGUAACGUCCAUCAGGGCCGGGGGAUCUCGUAUCCCUAUUAGGGCAGUACCAGAACCGACCCAGAGGAAAACAAAAAGAGAAAAUUAUGUCAGUUUUUCUUCACUUAAUGUUUCUCCGGCUAAUGACAAAAGACAUACCAAUGGUUCAGGGGAAAACAGCAUCACACAUAUCGUCUUGGAUUCCCAGAAGUAAAUGCCAGUCGUAAGACUAAGCUCCUCAAAAUUUAAGACUACAAACGUUAUGCAUUUAACCAAAAAUUUUGUAGAAUUGGAUAUUUUCAGAGGUGCUUACACAAACUGUUCUGUGAUGGUAUUAUAGAGUUAAGUUUGUUCGUAAUAUUUUAAGAGUUAUCUGACUGACAGUAAAAAGUACUUAUGUGCCAGAAGAUAGCCAUUAACAGUGCUCAAUCACACUGUUUUUAGUAUUAUUAAUUGUAAAUUAAGUCUAUUACAUGUUAAAUUUGUUACGUUAUAACAAACUUUUGUUUUGUAUUAUAUUGUAUAUAGGAUAGGAUUUAAGGGAAGAGGAGGUUCACUUGAUUUUAUUUCUUUCUGUAUUUUUUAAUAUAAUUUUGAAGCGGAACACUUCUCAGAAUUGUUCACAACUAAUCAAAAUAAGCGUAGCUUUAUAUAAUCUUUUGUUCAAUUCUGUUGUUUUCGUGCUAUUAAGUAAAUAAUUAGUAAAACUGUAUACUUUACUACUGCAGAAACAGUGAAAUGUAUUUCUUGUGUAUACCACAAAUAAAUUUAGGGCAUUCCAGUAUUUUUACCACACAUACGUGUUACUGAUCAUUCCCACCAUACAGCCAUUUGUAUUGUUAUGUAAUGGUUGAAAUUUAUAUUUAUCCUAUUUUACUCUGGUGCUAUUUUUUAUUUUCUUCAUUAUUAUUUUUAGAUAUUUAUCUAGUACCUAAUUCAUAAAUUUAAGAAUUAUAUUAUUGUUAGACAAUACCUUUUACUAUGAAAAUUAACAAAAUCAAAUAUUUAAUUUUUUUUUGGCUAUCAUAUUAAUUCACUUACUUUGUUCCCUACGGGAAGCAAUUCCAUUUAUUUUUAAUGUUAACUUGUAAUUACGGACUAAGAUAGGGUUUAAAUAUAUAAAAUAAAUAAUUUUUGUUUAAAAGUUUACAUAUUGUACCUGUAUCACGUAGAUAACUUUAAUAGUCAGUGUAUAUAGAAUUGUAUCACUCUUAUACAAUCACUCUUACUGUUAUAAAAUUUAUUUUAACGGCUCAAAAUAAAAAUUUUAUUAUUUUUAACUUGUUA